This is a messenger RNA of Microplitis mediator, 1868 nucleotides long. RefSeq names its product probable cyclin-dependent serine/threonine-protein kinase DDB_G0292550. The record is from RefSeq and is a predicted model, not a curated record. NCBI's taxonomy places the organism in Eukaryota, Metazoa, Arthropoda, Insecta, Hymenoptera, Braconidae. Bases 351 to 1868 code for a protein of 505 amino acids. The transcript has 2 exons.
UUCUUUAAAAAAUUUAAUAUCUUCGUACAUCAUUCAAAUAAAUAUAUAAUAUUAACUAUUAAUUCUUGUAGUAAUAAUAAUAUGAAGUUAUAAAUUAUUUUAUAAUUUAUUGCUUUUUUUGUAAUUAUGAAAUUAUUAAAUAUAAUUUAUAUACCGGUUUUUUUGACCUCAAAAAUUGUAUAUAUGAAACUAAUCACCUUAAAGUUGAAUAUACUGGUACAACAACAACUAACACAAUUUACAUGUAAAAAAGUGAUGGAGACAAAAAGACGUCAAUAAUAUUUUUCAAGUAGAAAAACUGUUUGAUAAGAUAUCGAAUUAUGUAUUGUUUUAUCAUUAUCUGCGGUUAAAUGCAUUGUGUUAAUAAUUAUAUGCAUCAUAAAAAUCCCGUAAGGUCUAAACAUAUGUCUAGAAAUAAUGGUGACGUAAUAUCGAUUAUGAUACCAGAAGAUCCAGACAGUAAUUUAAAUAUUGAUCAAUUGACAUUGGACUUUAGACGUCAACUUGAACUAAUCAAACAACAACGACGCAUUAAUAAAUUUGAAAAUCACUAUUUAAUUAAUACGAAAAAUGAUAUUUCAUCGGUUUCAAAAUCAAAAAAUUCUUUUAAAAAUAAUCGGAAGAAAUUAAAUAAUUGGAAGAUUAUAAAAAAUGAAACUGUCAACCACCGACGGUUUGGAAAAAAUUUUGGAAAAAGUAAGAAACAAAUAAAAUAUCGUAGCAAUAUUGAAAAACGCUUGCAAUCGAAAAAUCAAUAUAAUUUUUCAAAAAAUAAAAAAAAUCAAUGGAAAGACGUAAAUGACGUAAAGUGUAAUAAAAUAAAAUCGUUAUGCAAAAAUAAAUUUUCAAAUAACUUUCAUAAAGAAAGUAAAAGUUCAUUUGAUGUUAUCAAUUCUGAAAAAGGUAAAGUAAUUAAUGAAAAUCGGUUUGCAAUUAAUAAUAAUCGUAAAGAAAAAUUACAAAGAACUACAGAAAGUUCUAUUAGGAAAAGUAAAGUCAAUGAUUAUAUUAUUCCAAACACAAAAAAUGUAGGCUUUGAUACUUUGCCAAAGGAUAAUUCAAUUCCUGAUUGUUCUCAACAAAUAGAUAAAAAUGGUCAAGAAUAUUUAUUAUGUUUUAAUGGAUCAGCAAUAAAUUUACCUGAAAAAACUGUAAAGACUGUGGAAAAUAUAAAUUAUUUUAAUAAUAAUAAAGAAGAAAGUGUAAAUAAUGAUAAUUCAUCGGUGGAUAAUAUAAACUCAAAUCGAAAAGUUUAUCCGAUAAAUAUACAAGUAAAUGAUUACAAGGAAAUUGAAAAAAUUCUUCAGAAUCCUGAGGUCGCAAUGAAGCAUAUUAAUCCGGUGGACUUUGAAAAAAAUAAAAAAGUUAAUUUAAAUGAUAUCAAUAAUAAAAAAAGUCGAGAUACGCAAUCGAAUCAUAAUUCAGAAAAUAACUUGAUAAUAAAGCCAUAUCAUGACGAUCGGCAAGUAAAGAUCUCAAACGAUUAUUCUGAAAGUCUGCUGAGUAAUUAUGAAUUAAAUGAUAAAAGUCGAUAUGAUUCAUUGAAUAAUGAAGAACAAUCCUCUAGAGAUUUAAGUCAAUCUAAUUAUCAAAGUAAAUCGCAAGAUAUUUAUAAAAUUUCACCCCAAUUAUAUUUUGAUAGUGAAAAUUUACCGAUAAGAAUUAAAAGAUCUACGAUCAAUAAUUCAUUAUCUAAACCAUAUAAAACUCAUGUACAACAGCCAGGAGAAAAAUUAAAUAAACAUAAAUUAGCCGUAAAAAAAAAACUUGAAUUCUUGAAAAAAAAAUUAAUGAAAAAAAAAAGUUUUCAAGGACUAAAAAAAAAUUACGAUAGUAAGAAUAGAAAAAUGAUUGAAAAAAAUAAAUAA